This is a messenger RNA of Saprolegnia parasitica CBS 223.65, 1293 nucleotides long. RefSeq lists its product as hypothetical. The record is from RefSeq and is a predicted model, not a curated record. The transcript is spliced from 9 exons. Gene Ontology annotation, biological process: GPI anchor biosynthetic process. Gene Ontology annotation, molecular function: GPI mannosyltransferase activity; alpha-1,4-mannosyltransferase activity. The annotation marks the transcript as partial. Gene Ontology annotation, cellular component: membrane; glycosylphosphatidylinositol-mannosyltransferase I complex. Lineage: Eukaryota; Oomycota; Saprolegniomycetes; Saprolegniales; Saprolegniaceae.
CAUGCAGCAGCGGACGCAGGUCAUCUUCGCCAUCGGGCUCCUGGCGCGCGUCGCGCUGCUCCUCUGGGGCGAGUACCAGGACCGGACCAUGGUCGUCAAGUACACGGACGUCGACUACGACGUGUACACGGACGCGUCCCGCGAGGUCGUCGCCGGCAACUCGCCCUUUGACCGGACGACGUACCGCUACACGCCGCUCCUGGCGUUCAUUCUGCUGCCCAACGUCUACGUGCACGAAGCGUGGGGCAAGCUCCUCUUUGUCGCUAGCGACAUGGUCGUCGCGUACGUCAUCUACGCCAUCCUGCAGCUGCGCGCGAUUCCCGAGUCGACUGCGAUCAACUACACCAUGGUGUGGCUCUUCCAUCCGUUCUCGAUCAACAUCUCGACGCGCGGCAACGCCGACACGCUCGUCGUGCUCCUCUGCACGGUCUCCCUCUACCUGCUCAUGAAGAAGCAGCUCGUGCUUUCCGCCCUCAUCUAUGGCCUCGCCGUCCACUUCAAGAUCUACCCCAUUGUCUAUGCCCUCGCCUUCCUCGUCUUUCUCGAUGAAGACUAUGAUCAUUCGCUCGCCUCUCGCCCAGUGCCAUCGUCGCUCAUCGGGAAGAUGCUGCACUGGCUGAACCGCCAUCGGCUGACCUUUGGUCUCGUCAGCGGCGGUCUCUUCAUCGCGCUCACCGGUCUCUUCUACGCCAUUUAUGGCUAUACCUUUCUCUUUGAGGGAUAUUUGUACCACUUUUCGCGCACGGACAACCGCCACAACUUUUCCAUGUACUUUUACGACCUCUACCUCCGCUAUGGCACGAGCGGUGGCUUCAUGAUGGGGCUCAUCGCCUUCCUCCCGCAGUUCCUCACGCUCUUCAACAUCUCGCUUCGCUGCGGCAAGGACUUGAUCUUUGCGCAGUUUCUCCUCACCGUGUGCUUCGUCGUCUUCAACAAGGUGUGCACGGCCCAGUACUUUUUAUGGUACUCGGUCUACUUGCCGCUCGUUUUGCCCACGUCGGAGCUCUCGGGCAAGCAGCUCCUCGCGAUGAUUGGUCUCUGGUUUGGUGGCGAGCUGCACUGGCUGUACUGGGCGUUUGGGCUUGAAAUCAUGGGCCAAAAUACGUUCUUCAACGUCUGGAUUGCAGGGCUCGUCUUCUUCGUCGUCAACAUUGGCCUCAUGAUCGCCUUCAACACGCACCACCACCACGGGCCCCUCUUUGCGAAUGGCCGCGUCGUCGGCCUUUCCUCCGCCAAGACGGCCAAGACCGACUAAGAUCUCACAUCAUAUACUACCAGAACUGUACUGGCCAC